Molecule: messenger RNA, 1221 nt
Organism: Etheostoma spectabile (orangethroat darter)
Lineage: Eukaryota; Metazoa; Chordata; Actinopteri; Perciformes; Percidae
Gene: supt3h
Product: SPT3 homolog, SAGA and STAGA complex component
Exons: 12
Coding region: 88-1143 (351 amino acids)
Biological process (GO): transcription by RNA polymerase II
Molecular function (GO): transcription coactivator activity; protein heterodimerization activity
Source: RefSeq, a predicted model, not a curated record
CACGUCGCGCCGAAAAUGUAAUAACUCGAAAAGCGUCAACAGAAGCUGCAACAACGCUUACUUGAACGAUUCUGGUGGCUGUUGUAUAUGAGCGGUCCCAUGGCUGGCUCCGCAGCCUCCAGUUCUAAAGACCGUCCAGCCUCCAGGACCAGUUUCAUCCCAGAGCUACAAAGCAUGAUGUUUGCUCUGGGAGACGCUCGCAGGCCUCUGCACGAGACCGCAGCUCUGGUGGAGGACAUCGUGCACACACAGCUCAUUACUAUGCUGCAUCAGGCCUGCGAGGGGGCGUCUCUUCGUGGGUCGAGGGUCAUUUCACCGGAGGACAUCCUGUUCCUGAUGAGGAGGGACAAGAGGAAGGUGGCUAGAUUGUUAAAAUAUCUCCAGUUUAGAGAUUAUAAAUCCAAACUACUCAAAACUGUGGAGGAUGAGGAAACGCUGCAAGAAGCAGACAAAUUGGGUGUUGCCGGGGUUACCCAGCGGAGGCAGCGAAUGGCCCAGGAUUUUCUGGUGUGGCUGGAUCAGACCGGCGAGCUCCUGUCGUUGGCUGAGCGACAGGAAGUAGAUCCAGUCAAACAGGAGCGGAUGGAGCGUUUGGAGCGUCAGACUCGAGCUAUGGACCAGGCUCAGUACUCUGAGUUCUGUGAGAGUAGACAGCUCAGCUUUGCUAAGAAGGCGUCAAAGUUUCGUGACUGGCUGGACUGCAGCAGUUUGGAGCUGAAACCCAACAGCAUCUCCAUGGAGAUCUUGUCAUACCUGGCCUAUGAGACUGUUGCCCAGAUUGUGGAUUUGUCUCUGUUGGUAAAGCAAGAAAUGACUGCGAAAACAGACCCCAUCGCUCGCGUUAUCUCCAACAGCUACAUCCACUACAACACACACACUGAAGUAAAGAAGGAUCCAGACUCCCCCGAAGCCACUCCCCCUUCCACACCUAGCUCCUCCCACUCGUCCAAAUCCGUCCCACAGGGUAACGGCAGCGUGGACGGCCGAGGGAGACAGAGGAAACGCAAAAAGAGUUGUCCGGCCACAGUGGAACCUCCCAGUGGAGCCAUCCAGCCCUGUCACAUCAGAGAGGCUAUUAGAAGAUACAACUACAGACACACAAGUGCUUAUUGGAGAAAUGGGAUGGCCUUCCUUGCCUGCUGAAGACGCAACACAUUCCUAUGUCCGUGAAUGAAUAAUUUCCUUUGUGCUUCCAUUGUUAUAAUAAAGACUUUUCAGUAA